AUGUGUGGUGAAGGCUUAGUUGAUUCAAAUGGUUCAAAUUAUUUAGAUAGUUUAGAUGAUGUUCUUGAUAUAACAGGUAUUUUAGUGCUGCUUCUAUCUGGUGAUGGUAGUGGUGAGAGCUGUUUUGAAAACGACGAAAAUAGCGCUAAUGUUGAUGAUAGAGAUUGUUCUGAGGUUGGUACUGUUGCUGUUUUUGCCGUAGCUGCUGCUGCAGUUCCUGAGUAUGCUUUUAAGAUUUUCCCUGGACGGUACUGUGAUCAGUGGAAUAGUAUUGAAGGCUUAUAUAGUAGUAUUGUUUGGUUGGAAAGGAACAUCAGCACCAGCAGUUUGUUUUUGCACCUGUUACCGAAAACAAAUGUCCCGCUUGAUAAUGCGCAACAUUCUGUAGACGCUAGGUUGGAUAUAUGGAUGGUUGAGUGGAUGUAUAGACGAACGAGUAUACGGGUGGAUGGAUAG
Molecule: messenger RNA, 456 nt
Organism: Enterobius vermicularis (human pinworm)
Lineage: Eukaryota; Metazoa; Nematoda; Chromadorea; Rhabditida; Oxyuridae
Source: the annotation of a GenBank genome assembly